This is a messenger RNA of Oncorhynchus mykiss (rainbow trout), 3091 nucleotides long. RefSeq names its product TAFA chemokine like family member 4b (gene tafa4b). Lineage: Eukaryota; Metazoa; Chordata; Actinopteri; Salmoniformes; Salmonidae. The record is from RefSeq and is a predicted model, not a curated record. Gene Ontology annotation, molecular function: receptor ligand activity.
CCUAUUAUGUGAUGCUAAGUGUAAUCGAUUCAAUCGGUCAGUUGAGCAGCUGCCAAGACUUUUGGAUUGCAUUCAUCUCGUCAUCAUCUCUUGCCUCUUGAUUUUCUCCUUGGACUUGCCGAUGCCGUCAUUUCAGCACAUCCCUCACUUGGCUACUUGUAAACUAUGACAUCAGUGAACGUAUACUUGAGACAUGGCAAAUGGGGCGGGCGCAGCGAAAGUGUUCAGAACCGGGAAGACAGCCUCACAAUUCUCAUGUCAAAUCGAUAUCAGCUCGGGAGGAGCGCGCACGGGGAGCGCAACUAUCAUUCUACCAUCACCAUCACUCUCGCUUCUCCAGCCGCUAGCGGACCCGUCUUACGGGCAUUGGCGGGGGACCAUUGCCAAUAACACAAUUAACUUGUGUGGAACGUUUAGAAAACACGAGUCUGUGUUCUCGUGUUUGGAUUUAUUCACUUUUGGUGACUUUUUUUAUGCCAUGAAUGAGUAACCUUCCCAUGUCUAUGUCACUGUCCUCUUUUGGUUCCAUCUAUUAUGGGACGCAGUAUAAUAACUAGAAGGUGGAUCCAGUCGAUAACCAAACUCAGACAGCUCACCCGGCUCCGGUGCGGUGGCACCCCGGCUUUAGCACACCCCGCUGCCAGAGUGUGGCCGGCUCCGCUAGAUGGACAGGGAGCUCGAAGGAUUGCCUUGUAGUCGGAAACCGGAUUCAGUGGAGUGAAGAAAAAGCAACACACAGCAAGCGUGCUAUCCCUGAUUCCUAAACAAUUUGAUUAUGCCACCGGUUUUAUAGAUUUAGGGGCCGUCGCUGUGUGAGAGGAGGAAAAGGAGGUGCAGGGGAAAGAGGAAGAGAAGGAGGACGUGUGUGCAGUCAUGACAUUGACCCUCGUCCCAUAGAGCAUCCUGCUCAGAUCAAGACUGACCAGAAAGGAGAAGGACAGACAGGACAAGAAGGAUGAAGCUGUGGGGGAGGUCAGCUUGGCCUUUGCAGGUGGCCCUCCUUGUUGCCGUGGUGAUGUUCUGUGGUCGCCAGGUGUCUGCUGGCAGCCGUAACCAUCGGGGACAGACAGCCUCCUACCAGGUGAAGCAGGGGACCUGUGAGGUGGUGGCCAUCCACCGCUGCUGUAAUAAGAACAAGAUUGAGGAGCGUUCUCAGACCGUCAAGUGCUCCUGUUUCCCAGGCCAGGUCGCUGGCACAACCAGAGCCAGGCCCUCCUGUGUGGAAGCCUCCAUCGUGAUUCAGAAGUGGUGGUGUCAGAUGAACCCCUGCAUGGAGGGAGAGGAAUGUAAGGUGCUCCCUGACCUCACCGGCUGGUCCUGCAACACUGGAAACAAAGUCAAAACCACCAAGCUAAUCAGCUGUUGAGGGAGGGUGAGGGAGCGAGGGGGAACCGUGCCUCAUCAACGGACAUGAAUUCUGCAUUUGCUCAGUGUGGAACAGGAGCACAGCUAUUAGGAGACGUGGUGGCAGAUGUCUCAGGAGAUUGCUGCAACGAAACCGACUCCACGGCAACUGUUCCUUCCAGCGUCUCGUUCCCUCUCCCCAUCUCCCGCUAUCUGUGACCUUCUUUCUGUCCCUCUCUAUCUAUCUCCGUGUUCGAUGUGAAUGUGUCACGCAAACUCUCUUUCUUUGUCUGUCUGUCUGUCUCUCACUCCCACGUUGCAGGGGUAUAGAUGCCUGAUGGCCCUGUAGAAUCACUAACACAGUGGAGAAACAGGUUCAUAGACAUCAGUUCCCUCUACCAUCAUUGGAGGGGGGCUGCGGGAGGUUUUAUUUCGUAGAUGUGCACGCUGUGUCAUUUGCUAAGUCCCUCAAAGAUAAUUGUAUGUUUCUGUGUCACUGGUUCAACUCGCUGAUCUUCUGUUCUUUGCUUUCUCUUUCAUAGGUCACACGAUAGCAAGAGAAUCACUGAGCAGCGACCAUCACCAAGUCUCUCUACCGUUAACUCCAUAUGUAAAGAAAGGACGGCACUCAUAUCUGAGACACUUAGACUGCCGACUGACGGAAGACUGUAAGUCAUCUCAUAAUACCAAGCUGUGACAAAAACUACAGAACAUAUUUAAAAAAAACACUCUCUGAUGGACCGAGACACCGAGAUACAGUGUCAAAUGUAAUGCCCAAAACUGCUAUGGACUAUAGACUUCAUAGAAACAAAGGGUGUAUACUUUUAUGGACGAUAAAGACUCCGUCUGAAUACUUUUGAGGAGCAUCUGAAGUCAUUCGCCUGUUAAUAAACAAAUAGGGAGAUCCAAAGAGGUGGUUUUGACCAGUGGCCCGAGGAGGAAGUGUAAUCGAUGGCUGUUUUGACGAAGCAUUUGUGGAUGUGUUGGCACCAGAGCCGCAGACAGUGUGUCAGUGUGUGUUUCUAUGGCUCUUGGACUGGAUCCUGAACUACUCUGAUUAUAGAAUGGAGUGUCGCUGCUCUAUCAGGAGGACUUUCUAUUCCUGAGGGGAGGAAUACGUCACUCGUGAAUCGCAAAUUAUUGUCAAAUUACUCGUGGGUCAACUCAUUACCAUGGAGAUGUUUCGAUUAAUUUAACAGUUCUAAUUAGGGUUGCUAAGAAGGAUCAUAACAACAUAUAAAAAAUGUAAUGUAAGAUCUUUGCACUAGUAGAAGACCGUUUUAGGAAUGUUUUGUUUUUCUAGUUAUUUCUCGUCUUUUGCUGGUGAUGUCACAUUAAAUGAAAGAGAGGAAGAUAUUUUUAAAGAGUUUUGCCUCUGAUGCUGUAGAGAUGACACAGCCCUUCUCUCUGGUAUAGUUGCAGGUUAUUACAAGUUAUUCCAUGGCUCAGACUAAAGGUAUAGUUCCCUUUGAACAUAUUUAACUAUAUACUCCGAUUCAUUGAUAACAAGCAAGUAAUCUGGACAUCAUUUGGUCGGUCACUGACUCUCUAGACCUACAGGUUACUUUCUAGUUUUCCAUAAAAUAAGGUAAAUGUGUCAUUUGUGGGAACUAAUCCUUUAAAGAGUAUUAAAUGCUGCUUGUCACUAACUGUGGACUGUCCAGAAAGCUGAAAGUCGAUCCCUGUGACAUCUCUUAUGUAAACUGUAAAAUAGAGCGCCCAUAAACCAUUAAAACAUGGUUCUGCU